CUGUAAUGGAUGGUCGUGCAGAACUGCUGCAGUUUCAUGAUCAAAAGGAAUAAGCAGACCUACAGCAUGGAGCCCAAAAACUUGAAGGCCUGCAAUUCCUUCUGCUACAAGGGUCUGAUUCACCACAAGACCGUGGGUGUGGAGCCAGCAGUCGUCGGCAAAGGUGUGGUGGUCAUGAAGAGGAGAUCCAGCCAGCGGAACCCUGCCACCUCCUACGUGUGGGCAACCAUCAAUAAGAAUGUUCGAGCCACGCUUAGCCGCAUCAGACACAUGAUCCGCAAGAGCAAGUACCGCCCUGACCUGCACAUGGCAGCCAUCCACAGGGCCAGUGCUAUCUGCGCAGCCAGAAGCCUGUGAUGGUGAAGAGGAAGCAGACCCGCUCCACCAAGUGCUCCUGAGCCCCCGCCCCUAAAGCAGUAAAGACUCAGCUGGCUUUCACACACACACACACACACAAACUACAAAUAGAACUAUCUGAUGACCUAGCAAUCCUAAGCUGGGUAUAGGAUCCAUAUAAAAGGAAAUCAGUAUAUUGAAGAAGUAUUUGUACUCCCAUGUUUAUUGCAGCAGUAUUCACAGUAGCCAACAUAUGGAAUCAACCUAAGUAUCCAUCAAUGGAUAAAUGGACAAAGAAAAUGUGGUACUUAUAUACAAUACAAUAUUAUUCAGCUACAAAAAAAGAAUGAAAUUCUGUUAUUUGCAACAAAAUGGAUGGAACUGGGGGCAUUGUGUCAGGUUAAAUAAGCCAGGCACAGAAAGACAAAGACAAAUAUCACAUGUUCUCACUUAUAUGUGGGAGCUAAAUGGGUUGAUCUCAUGAAGAUACAGGGUAGAAUGAGCAUUACCAGAGGCUGGGAAGGAUACCCGAAGUGGAGAGAGGGCAAAAAAGAGGGAUUGGUUAAUGGGUACAAAAAUAUAGAUAGAAGAAAUAAGAUAUAAUGUCUGGUAGCACAAUAAGGUGACCAUAGUUAACAGUAAUUUAUUGUAUAUUUCACAACAGCAGAGUGGAAUUGGAAUGUCCCUAACACAAAGAAAUGAUAAAUGUUCAAGUUGAUAUCUCAGUUACCCUGAUUUGAUCAUUACACAUUUAAUGCUUAUAUCAAAAUAUUACUUCUACCCUAUAAAAUAUGUGCAACUAUUAUAUAUCGAUAAAAAGUAAAAAUUAGAAAAAAACCCUAAACAUGCAACUACACAAUGACCCAGCAAUUGCACUCCUGGGCAUUUAUCCCAAAGAAAUAAAAAUUUAUAUUCACAUAAAAAGCCAUACACAAAUGUUUAUAGCAGCUUUAUUUCUAAGAGUCGAAAAUAAGGACCAUGUGCAGUGGCUUAUGCCUGGAAUCCCAGCACUUUGGAUAAGAGGGAGAUUGAAGUAGGCGGAUCUCUUGAGCUCAGGAGUUGGAAACCAGUUUGGACAACAUGGUUGUCCAAACAUCCUCGUCUCUACAAAAAAAUACAAAAAUUAGCCAAGUGUGGUGGUGCAUGCCUGUGGUCCCAGCUACUCAGGAGGCUAUGGAAGGAGGAUGGCUUGAGCCCUGUAGGCAGAGGUUGCAGUGAGCUGAAAUUGUGCCACUGCACUCCAGACUGGACAACAGAAUGAGACCUUGUCUCAAAAACAAACAUGCAAACAAACUAACACCUGAAAACAAUUUAGAUGUCCUUCAAUCCUUCAGUGGGUGAAUCUUUAAAAAUCUGUGGCACAUCCACAACAAUACUCAACAACAAUAAAAAGGAAUGCAUUCUUGAUACAUACAAAAAACCGGAUGAACCUUCAGAGAAUUAUGCUUAAUGAAAAAAUAAAUCCUGAAAGUUUACAUACAAAUGAUUCCAUUUACAUAACAUUCUCAAAAUGACAAAAAUAGAAAUGGAGAACAAAUUAGAGGUUCUCAGGGGCUAAGGAGAAGUCAAGGUAGGAGUGAAAUGUGUGCAGCUAUAAACGGGAAACAGGGACUCUUGUGUUGUUGAAAUUGUUCUGUAUCUUGACUGUAUUCGUGUCAAUAUCCUGGUUGUGAUAUUAUACUAUAAUUUUGCAAAAUAUUAUCAUUAGAGGAAACUGGAUAAAUUUGACAUGGGAUUUCUUUCUUUCUUUCUUUUUUAACAACUGCAAGUGAAUCUCUAAGGAGACUUUUAGAAAAAUAUUAAAUUGACAGGCGCUGUGGCUCACCCCUGUAAUCCCAGCAUUUUGGGAGGCCGAGACAGGUGGAUGAUGUGGUCAAGAGAUUGAGACCAACCUGGCCAACAUGGUGAAAACCUGUAUCUACUAAAAACACAAAAAUUAGCCGGGUUUGGUGGCAUGCGCCUGGAAUCCCAGCUACUUGGGAGGCUGAGGCAGGAGAAUUGCUUGAACCUGGGAGGCAGAGAUUGCAGUGAACCGAGAUCACACCACUGCACUGCAGCCUGGCGACAGGGAGACAGUUCAUCUCAAAAAAAAUGAAAAAUAUUACCCACCCUUAGUUUACUAUUUAUCCGUAAAUGGAGGAACUAAUAGCUGUACUGUAUCCUGGAAUUGGGCAGCUAAAGUUGGAAAAUGCUUAAGAACUUGGACACAGUGCUGCAUACUUGGGUUUACAAAUUUCUGGAUCACACAGUUGUUAAUAAUUUUCUAUUUCAUUGGUAUCCAAUUUAUUUUUUUUUCUGGACCACAGAUUGGACACCGAGGAGACUGGUGGGAAAUAGCAAAAGGCGCUUCUCAGAUCUUCUUCUCCUUCCAGCAUCCAGCCACAUUUCCCUCUCAGUCUUGCUUUCAUCUGUUUUCCAUAUUAGAAUUCUGAAGGGUUUUGUAGAAGAAAAGUGGGUUUAACUCACAUUUUGAAACCAACUCAUCUAAUCCCAAUCUUUCACUUUACUGAUCAGGAGAUAGAAACCAGAGAGGUUUAGUGACUUAUUGAAGACACUGAGGCAGUUGGUGGUGAAGCUGAGAACAGAACCAGGACUAGUGACCCCACAGUGUUUUUUCCACUAAAUCAUGGUGACUUGUAUGUUGAUUGCUUUCUCAACAUUUUUGUCAACAAUCAAAUAGCUUCUUAAGCAGCUAAUAAUUUAAGAAAGCAACACCAUUUAUUGUUGUCUAGAGGCAUAAUUUUGUGCAGUGAUUCUUAAGCACAUGGGUAGAAUUUUAAGCAUAUUGGUAGUUGUGGUCUGGGAUAUUAUUCAAGGAGUGUCUUAAACAUAGGUACAAUGUUUAGAGUACAUACUGGAAAAGCUCAUUGGUGCCACCUAGUGGUUGGAGUGAUAGGUAUUAGCAGCAAUUCAGAAGACAUCUCAAUGCCCCACCCCACCCCACUUUCGUUUAUGCUGUAUCAAUGGAUACAUUAAAAGUCAGCGCCAACCACCUCAUUCACUUUAUUUCUAUAAUAUUUUAGGUGAAAAAUGCUUUUUAGAAUACAAAAGAAGAGACUUGUUUUUGGGUUAACCGUAAAGUUUAUCUCUGCUAAUUAAAAACUUUCUUCUUAAUACAGCAAAUUAUUUAGAUGAAU
Molecule: messenger RNA, 3473 nt
Organism: Callithrix jacchus (white-tufted-ear marmoset)
Lineage: Eukaryota; Metazoa; Chordata; Mammalia; Primates; Cebidae
Source: RefSeq, a predicted model, not a curated record